Cuscuta campestris is the source of this 1459-nucleotide messenger RNA. The record is from the annotation of a GenBank genome assembly. NCBI's taxonomy places the organism in Eukaryota, Viridiplantae, Streptophyta, Magnoliopsida, Solanales, Convolvulaceae.
CACAAUUUUCACAUCAAAAUCUCCUCUUUUACAUAAUUCUUCAUCUUUUUGCCUCAAAAAUGGCCGGAGGAAAGUCCAAGAGCAAAGCUUCCAAGAAGAAGGUCACUGCCGAGGCUACGUCAUCUGCGGAUCAACCCUUCCCAUAUCUAGACGAAUCCUUCUUGGAGUUUGGAUCGGAAGAGGAGCUCACUCGCUUCAUCACCAACUUUGCCAAACGCCCCAUCUCUCCGCCUAGGGUGCUGCCCGAGUUGUUCCCUCAACAGAAGGGAUACCACGAUCUCGACAACCAACUCAAAGAGUCGGGUUUAUGGCCCUUCGUCUCCAAGAGCCGCACCUCCUUUAAUCCCGCCUAUGUCCGGGCCUUCUACUCAAAUCUCCGCCGGGACGGCGACACCAUCCGCAGCAGCAUCAAUCUCUACGACAUAGAGAUUGAUUUGACUACCUUUGCUCGGGUCGCAGGGCUGCCCACCCGCGGUGAUGACAUCGCGACAUAUGGUGGCGAUGAUUGGAUUCUCAACAACGAGGCGGUGGUCAUCCGAGAGCUUGGAAUCACCAACCUCAUCCGUCACAGCGGUGCACCAACCAUCCACUCAGCCCCGCCGGAAAAGCGUCUUCUACUCUACAUCCUCACCCGGAUUCUUCGCCCCCGGGACAGUAGCCACACAUGUCUCUUCAACGAGGAUCUCAAGGCCGUUCAUGCCAUCACCCAUGGCGCCUCGAUCAAUUGGGCAAAAUACGUCAUGAUUCACAUGGCGGAUUGCGCCUCCACCGCCACCGAGAGGAGUUUGCCAUACGCCUUUCUCGUCAUGGAUCUCAUUGUUGCCUCUGACAUCCACAUCGCCGGCCCGGAUACGAAGAUGACGAAGAUUUGGAUCAUCCAAGACAGCACCUUCCGGAAGAAGUCCAGUGACAGAACUGGCGCAGGACCAAGUCGGCCACCAGCCCCCGCUCCCGCCAUGGCCUCCUUACAGUCUAUAGCCGAUACCCUGAAUCGGCUAACCAUCACCGUGGACGGCAUGGGCCAAUACUUGGAGCGGAUGGAUGGCACGCUGCAACGCCAACACCACGACACUGAGGGCGUUCUUCCGCCCUUUGACAACACCUUCCUAGGCCAAAACUAUGAAGGCGAGGAUGAGGAGGAUAACUCCUAUCCUCUGUCCUCCUCCCCCGACGAGGCCAACUUUGAGGACGCGGUCGAUGGGGAUCCCAUGGAUGUCGAGGACGACGAGGAUGACGAUGACGAUGACAAUGAAAACGAGGACGAGGACGCCGAUGCCUAGACUCUUCCUUUCUUUCCUUUCCCUACUAUGAUUGCAUUUUUUUAUUUCAAUUCCGUUGUAUUCUGCAUUUCCCUUCGUUUAAUGAAUAAAAGUUCACUUUUAAAGUGUACUUUUAAUUCUUUUUGUUAAUGUCAAAAGGGGGAAGAUAUCAAGGUUAUGCAUAAAUUGAGGGGGAAUUU